AUGUGGAAGCGGUUUCUUGCGCUUUUCAGGAACAAAUCGUCAGAUCAGGGUCCAGGUCAUCUCGACCAACGGCGCGAGUCUGACCCGCAGGGUUAUCUCAGUGAGGUGCUGAUGCCUGCCCCAGCCGAGGAGUGGGAUGGUCCUGGCAUGCAUCGCCACCGCACCUUGGAGGAGAACCUUGAGCGUGCUGCUCGAGAUCCGAACUUCGACCCUGAUGAUACUCUGGGCGACCGCGACGAUGUCCUAGUUCGCCACCACGACCUCGAGGAGAAUCUCCAGCGGGCGGGAGAAUUGAGCCGGGAGAUGCGACGCCAGUCUAGCGGGGCUUCUUCGUCUGGCCUCGGAGGAGCUUCACGCCACCCAACGUGUCGGACGACGAUGGUGGCAGGAGAAACCAAAUGA
Molecule: messenger RNA, 402 nt
Organism: Exophiala mesophila
Lineage: Eukaryota; Fungi; Ascomycota; Eurotiomycetes; Chaetothyriales; Herpotrichiellaceae
Exons: 1
Coding region: 1-402 (133 amino acids)
Source: RefSeq, a predicted model, not a curated record